This is a messenger RNA of Nannospalax galili (Upper Galilee mountains blind mole rat), 2733 nucleotides long. RefSeq names its product zinc finger protein 134 (gene Znf134). Lineage: Eukaryota; Metazoa; Chordata; Mammalia; Rodentia; Spalacidae. The record is from RefSeq and is a predicted model, not a curated record. Gene Ontology annotation, molecular function: DNA-binding transcription repressor activity, RNA polymerase II-specific. Gene Ontology annotation, biological process: negative regulation of transcription by RNA polymerase II. Bases 423 to 1703 code for a protein of 426 amino acids. The transcript has 4 exons.
GCUGACAGGGCUCGGAGUUGAGGUGCGCCGGAAGCCGUGGGAGGGGGAGACUCCAUCACCACUGCAGAAGGGUUGGGCGGGGUCGAUGCGGGAGACUCGGGCCUCCGAGGCUUAGUGGACUGUGGUACCCGGUCUCCCUGGUCUGGUGCGACACUCAGGCAAGUAGUGGCUGGUGCUGCGGAGGUGGACCCAGUGCAGGCAGCAGAGAUUGUGUGUACCAGAGACGCCUGCCCCAUAGGAUGAAUGGCACCUUUAGGAGCCAGGGAGCGUUUUGACUGGUGGAGAGAGAUGAUCUUAAAAGGACUGAGAACGUAUUCCAGUGUUAUUCAAGAAAACAAGACUAAAAUGAAGUUGGAACGAUUCUUUACUGUUGCUGAAGUGUGUGGCAAGGGAGAAAACGCUGGGCACCUGACUGAGAGGGCAUGACUCUCGCCGUGGCAGAACGGGCUUGGAUCAGCUCUGGUUAUUGGUGUGCAGUGAAGGAUGAAGAGGUACCUUCUGAACAGAGCAUUUCUGUAGGAGUGGCACAUGUUAGUACUCUCAAGGAAGGUUCCUCCACACAGACAAGUCACUCUUGUGACGUAUGUGGCCCCGUCUUGGAAGAUAUUUUACAUGUGGAUGAACACCAGGGAACAUACCAUGGACUUAAAACUUACUCUUGUAGGACAUGUGGGAGACAAUUCCAGUUCAGUAAAAACUUUCACCAGAACUUAAAGCAUCUUAAUGUAGAGAAAUCUUCACAAAAAGAUGAAGGUAAGGUCUCGUUAGUUAAGAAUUUCAAAGUUUGUGCAGAACCCCAGUCAUCAGAGAAGCCCUUUGCAUGUGAGGCAGAACAGAAGAACUUCCAGGAUAGUUUGAUUGGUCAGCAACAAAAGAUCACCCACAGCAAGAAGAAAGCAAAGAGCACUGAGAUUGGGGUGGGUUUUCACGUUGGACAAAUGCAUUACAAGUGCAGUGAAUGUGGGAAAGGUUUCAGCCGAAAAGAUACACUUGUUCAGCACCAGAGAAUUCAUAGUGGAGAAAAGCCUUAUGAGUGCAGUGAAUGUGGGAAAGCCUUCAGCCGCAAAGCCACACUUAUCCAGCACCAGAGGAUCCAUACUGGUGAAAGGCCUUAUGAAUGUAGUGAAUGUGGAAAAGCUUUUAGUCGAAAAGACAACCUUAGUCAACAUAAGAGAAUCCACACCGGAGAAAUGCCUUAUAAGUGCAACGAAUGUGGGAGAUACUUUAGCCAUCACUCCAACCUAAUAGUACACCAGAGAGUUCACAAUGGAUCAAGGCCUUAUAAGUGCAAUGAUUGUGGGAAAGUCUUCAGACACAAGUCAACACUUGUUCAACAUGAAAGUAUCCACACUGGAGAAAAUCCUUAUGACUGCAGUGAUUGUGGGAAAUCCUUUGGUCACAAAUAUACCCUCAUUAAACAUCAGAGAAUUCACACUGAGACAAAGCCUUUUGAGUGCACCGAAUGUGGGAAAUUCUUUAGUAGAAGCUCUGACUUCAUUGCACACCAGAGGGUUCACACUGGUGAAAGGCCUUUUGUGUGCAGCAAGUGUGGAAAAGACUUCAUCAGAACCUCCCACCUUGUUCGGCACCAGAGGGUUCACACUGGAGAAAGGCCAUAUGAGUGCGGUGAAUGUGGAAAAGCCUACAGCUUAAGCUCCCACCUUAAUCGGCACCAGAAAAUUCAUGCUGCGAGAAGACUUUAGGAGUGCUUUGAACAGAAUGGUAUUCAGUCAGGUGUUGAAUCUCAUACUAUAUAAACAUUUAUGUUGGGAGAUGCCUUAUGCGAGCCGGAUAUGUGGGAAGCUUUCAAGAGCUGUGUUGCACUUUCUGACCUGUUCAGGUAAUUUACCAUGGUUCUGACUCUGUCAAUAACUCUGGUUGAAGUAGUCUGAACUGCAGCUUGCUUAACCCAACAUCCCCUGGGAAGACAGGACUGUCGUCUCUGCCCAAUCCCUAUAGUGAAUUAUGAGACACUGACAUAGCUAAGCAUCCCCAUUCUCUCAUAUCUGACUGGUUUAGGUGUGGACAUGACCUACUUUUAGCCAAGAGGUCUGUGUUAUAGUCUCUGCAUGGCUUGCAGAGAUGAUUUACUUAUGAAUGUUGUUAUAUUAAAUGUUUUAUCUAAGAUAGUGUUGUUGUGUGAUCCAAACCACCCUCGAACUUCUCUUUCUUCAGCCUCCUUAGUAGCCGGAGUUUAGGCAUCUGACACUAUUCCCAGCUCUUAAUGAGCUUUGAAAUGGGCUUUCGACUUUAUCAUCGAGCCAGAGCAAAUACUUGCCUCAUGUUAACUCUGGUUUCUGAUAAAGGCAUUAUAAUUUAAGCCAUAUUUAAUCUUGGGAGAGGGGUUGCAGUCUAGAGUGAAUUGAAAACAGAGUUUGAUUCUGUCAAACUAGAGAUACACAGUCUGUGUUUCAAAUGGGGCAGUGGGUUUGUGGAGAACAAAUUCUCAGUCCAGUUUUAGUAUUACCUUCUAUUGUUGAAAAAAAGCUUCACCAGUAAUGCUUUAAAUAUUUUGGGGUCUGACGACUGGAUUGCAGAAUUACUUUAAGUUCUGUAUAUGACUUUGAGGAAGAUACUACUUUUGGGACAACCUGCCAUGGGUUUGGGAGCAGUAUGAUUUGAGUAUCUUGCUUCCAGCACAUGCACUAUAUAUCCUAGCCCGAUUGAGGGGAAGCUGUUCCAAUCUCCAUGACCAGAAUGUGGUAUACAGGUCACUAGCUAUGUAACUCAAAG